Messenger RNA from Trifolium pratense (red clover), 1458 nucleotides. Its product is annotated as trihelix transcription factor ASR3. Lineage: Eukaryota; Viridiplantae; Streptophyta; Magnoliopsida; Fabales; Fabaceae. The transcript has 3 exons. The record is from RefSeq and is a predicted model, not a curated record. The coding region runs from base 213 to 1226 and encodes 337 amino acids.
CCAAUACAAAACCCUUUCUUCAUCUCUUUAUAAUUUCAUUCUUAAGGAGAAAAAAAAAAUCAUAAGCUAUGUGUUAAGAGCUAAACCCUCUUUUUUUCUUUUUUCUUUUCUUUCUAAACGCCGUAACGGACAUUCCCAAUUUCUCAAAGGCACCGUCACAAACACUCUCUCUCGUGCGUGUCACGUGACAUUCAAAACCCUAAUUUCUCUUUAUGGCUUUGGACCAACCUUCGUUACCUUCGAAUCCCAAUUCCAUCGACGGCGAAUCCGGUAACGGAACGCCACCGUCUUCCGCCGUCAAUGGCGGCGAAGAUGGAAAACCAACGGCGAGACUACCGCGAUGGACUAGGCAAGAGAUUUUGGUGCUUAUUCAAGGUAAGAGUGAUGCUGAAAGCCGGUUCAAACCGGGUCGAAACGGUUCGGGAUUUGGUUCGAGUGAACCGAAGUGGGCGUUGGUUUCUUCGUACUGUAAGAAACAUGGUGUGAACCGUGGACCGAUUCAGUGUCGGAAACGGUGGAGUAAUCUCGCCGGUGAUUAUAAGAAGAUUAAGGAGUGGGAAUCUCAGGUGAGAGAUGAAACGGAGUCGUUUUGGUUGAUGAGGAAUGAUUUGAGGAGAGAGAGGAAAUUGCCUGGUUAUUUUGAUCGAGAGGUUUAUGAUAUUCUUGAUUCACCUUCUAUGGCUGCGGCUGCUGCAGCGGCUGCAACUGCAACUGUCGUUGUUCCGGUGGCGGUAUCGGAGCCUGUUGGUGAUGAAGAGAUUCAUAUUUAUGAUAGUAAUAGGAAAGUGAGUGGUGAAGAUGGGUUAUUCUCUGAUUUUGAGAAAGAUGAGGUUUUGGUUCCUACCAAAGAUGUUCAUGUUCGUUCACCUGUUCCUAUCUCAGAGAAGCAGUUUCUACCACUCCUCCGUGGCUGCGAUGGAGAAGGCAAUGCUCAAGGUACCAAAAAUGAGAAACAACCAGCUUCAAAUCCAGAAAUGGGUUCUACAUCUCAAGGGGAACGGAAGAGGAAACGGUUUGCAACCGAUGGAGAUGAAGAAGAGGAAACUCUACAAAGUCAAUUAAUUGAUGUGUUAGAGAAGAAUGGCAAGAUGCUAAGUGAACAACUAGAGGCUCAGAACAUCAAUUUCCAGCUUGAUCGCCAGCACCAGAAUGACACUGCAAGUAGCAUUGUUGCUGUGCUUGAUAAGCUUGCAACUGCUCUUGGGAGAAUUGCUGAUAAAUUGUAGUGCAAGAGAAGGAUCAGAGUAGUAGUGUACAUAACAUUUGGAGUCAACAAUAGUGGGGUCACUUCAUUAUUAAUUUUUGGUCACUUGCUCCUUUUUUAGUGUUAUUGUUACUGCCAUUAUAGGACUAGGGUUAUAUACAACUUUUGGGAAUUACUGCAUUUAUUAUCUAUUUUAUUGAGGUUUCAUAAAUCUUUCCCUGGUCAAUAAUAGUGGCUGUAUAGAUGAUAUUUAA